AUGCCUUCACCAACUGAAAACAACAAUAGUGUAGUCACUCCAAGCAAGAAUGCAGCUCGUCCCGACGCGAGUCCAAACGAUGCUGUCAUUCCAGUGAACGACACAACAACAGCUCCACUUCCUCCGACCAACAACAAAUUCACGGAUCGCGAAGGGUCGGCCAUCGCUCGUAUUAUAUGGAACAAAGAUCCUGCAACAGCCGAGAUGGCGACGGAGCUCCAAGGAAUUUUUACUGUCAUGCAAUUGAGUAAACUUUCUGAUUUUGAGGGACAAGAUGCAACCAAAUUAAUUGGAUUUGCUGGCAUUCCAAGACCUGGCGGUACGAUUGGACCCAUCCAAUCAAAGCGCCUCAAGGAUUUCUUCGAUUAUGCGACCGCUCCUUCUGCGAGUCUCCCUCCGGACCUUACCUACACCAAAAUUCGAACCGUUCUUGAAGCACGUGCCAAAGAAUUGGAAGUUGCAGUUCUAGGCUCCAUGACUGGGGAUGGAACUUCCGUUGCGCCUGCUAGUUCCAACUUCAAGUUCAAAGCCCCAGUAUGCGAUAUAUUUACUGGCGAGCCUGAGGAAUUUUGGGGUUGGUGGGAUUCUGUUCUAUUGGCGUUCGGUCAGUCUGGCAUUUCUGAAGCUUUGACUGACCCAGAAUACCACAACAAGAGUGACAGUGCUGACAAAGCGUCUAGUGCUGGAUGGUACGCCAUUGCGAAAAGCCUCCAAGGCGGCCAUGCCAAUUGGAUGUCUGGUGAGGUCAGCCGACACACCAACCGCAAAGUUGCUAAUGAUUUCUAUAAGAAACUAAUGAAGACAUUUAAUACUGAAGAGAACCAAGCACAUUUCAUGGUGCAUGCAAUCGACAGUUUGAAUGAGAUCAAGUUGGAUCAUACCAAGCAAGUUCACAAAUUUAUCAAUGAUUGGAAGCAAAUUAUCAAUCGGUUGAAUGAAAACAAGAACCAGCUUGCGACCAACCGAGAGAUUCUACGAGUAUUUCUACUUCGUGCAUUACAGUCUGAUGCCUUUGAAGAAUCAAGACAAUUUAUUCUCCAGAACCCUUUGAAGACCAUUGAUGAUUACUUGGAUCAUAUCCGAAAUCGAGCCGAUUCGAUGAGGAUGCUGAGUGGCGACCCCCCAAUCCGUUAUGAUGGGGAUAUUGUCCCUGGGAUAAUCCGCCGGGCCGAAUGUCGAACCAAGACCAAGGGAUCCGACCCUCCUAAAUGGCACAUUCCAUUUUUUCCUAAUGGAUGGAAGCAAGCAUUAGGGAGGGGAGCUUUCAGGCGUUUGGAAGAAUGGAGCCGUGCCGCUCAUGGUACUAAUAAGCGUCCACGCGACCUCGAAAGGGAAUUUGAGAUGAAGAAGGUUUGUAAUAAGUCAUAUGAUCCCAACCUUGAUCGAAAAACAAAGAAAGCUCGCGGAGGAGCUAUUGACACUGAGGAAGACGACAAUUCUCAGGACGGCACCACUGAUUCCAGAUCUCACAAGUUCAGAAUUCGUGUGCUCCGCUGUACCACUUCUCCUCCGGAACCAAAUGAGCCCGUCUUGAUCACGGACAGUGGCGCCGACCAAUUUUUGGCCGGCUACAUCUGGAGAAGACUUAGUACUACGGGAAGACUGGUCAAGCUCAUGGGAGCUUUGGCAGGAAGACAUUCUGGAACAGUUUUACCGGUGGCAUCUGUCGUCGGAAAAUUGAUUGAUGCUGCUGGCAAUGAAUGGUGUGCAGUCGCCAACGAAGUCCUCCACGACACGAGUCCAAACCAGCAUGAAUCCUUACUCCCACCGGCGCAAGUACGUAAUGCGGGCAAUGCAGUGGAUGAUUGCCCAUCUGACGCAAAGACGACUCGCGGGGACUUUGGAACACAAUGUUGUGUGUUUGGUUCGGGAAAAGAAAAGCACACACUCCCGUUAUUCUUUGAUGGAUUGAAGUGCUACUAUCGAAUGGAGGCCAUCACCGAUGACGAACUUACAUCUUUGCCAAGAAUUGUUCUCACUGGAGAUGCGGAAUACGAGCCGACUAGCCGGACUACAAUUCGCCGAAUGAACACGGACGAAAUUGAUUGGAAACGGACCAUGGCUUUUCCCCCUGAUGAUGUCUUGAAACAUACUCUUGAAGCAACCACUCAACUAAUACCUGUUGUUGAGGCUGAGAGCCGUGAAAUAAUGAGAGACCACUUGAAGUCAAGACUAUCUUGCCUCCGCUACCGCAGACGGCGAGAUCAAAACUAUUUGGAUACGUUCAAGGCAAAUGUAAAAUUGGUCCGCGGAUUUCAAUACUUUAACCUAUUUUGUGGUGAGAAAUCUGGCUACAAUCACCCGGUUCUGAUGCAGCGCAAGAGUGAAUCUCCGGAAACACUUGAUGCCCACUUUGAACAUUGUGGAACCCCACAUACUUUGAAGUCUGACAAUGCAAAAGAAUUCAAGUCCAAGCACUUCGAACGCAAACUUCGCAAAGCACAAGUCGACGCCAAGUACACUGAACCCAAGCACCCUCAGCAGAACCUUGCCGAACUGAGAGGAGGCAGACUAAAACAUGUGGUUCAACAUAUUUUGCUAUUGACUGGAGCCCCUGCUGAAUAUUGGUGUUACUGUUCGGAAAAUGUUGCUUUUGUGAAAGCACGAACGUCAAAGAGAGUUCUUAACCAUAGAACGUCAUGGGAAGCUGAGUUUGGCGCAGUCCCUGACAUAAGCAAGUGUCGAUUCUCUUUUUGGCAACCUGUCUGA
This is a messenger RNA of Cylindrotheca closterium, 2709 nucleotides long. The record is from the annotation of a GenBank genome assembly. Lineage: Eukaryota; Bacillariophyta; Bacillariophyceae; Bacillariales; Bacillariaceae.